Colletotrichum aenigma is the source of this 603-nucleotide messenger RNA. It is a transcript of the gene mfs1-1, whose product is annotated as MFS glucose transporter mfs1. NCBI's taxonomy places the organism in Eukaryota, Fungi, Ascomycota, Sordariomycetes, Glomerellales, Glomerellaceae. Gene Ontology annotation, molecular function: carbohydrate:proton symporter activity. The transcript has 3 exons. Gene Ontology annotation, biological process: transmembrane transport; carbohydrate transport. The coding region runs from base 1 to 603 and encodes 200 amino acids. Gene Ontology annotation, cellular component: membrane. The record is from RefSeq and is a predicted model, not a curated record.
AUGGGUCUGGACUAUAACAUGCAGCUUCUCAUGUCUGGUGCUCUGAACUGCGUUCAGCUUAUGGGAGUUCUGAGCAGUCUUUGGACACUGGACCGAUUCGGGAGUAGGAACAUCCUCCUGCUUGUUAGCGUCUGCAUGUGUCUCUCCCAUGUAGUCAUCGCCAUCCUUGUGGGGAAGUUCUCCCACGAUUGGCCGAGCUAUCUUACAGAGGGUUGGGUCAGGGUGGCGUUCUUGUUUGCGUUCAUGCUGAGCUUCGGCUUCUCAUGGGCACUGCCGUCUGAAGUCUUCCCCUCUUCCCUCCGAGCCAAAGGCGUUGCGAUUUCGACUUGCGGUAGCUGGCUAUGGAAUUUUAUCAUAGGUCUCAUUACGCCUCCCUUGAUUAAGGGAACUGGGUUUUGGACGUAUGUGUUCUUUGCGACAUUCUGCCUUGGCUCUCUGCUUUGGACCUACUUCUGCGUGCCGGAGACAAACGGUAGAACCCUUGAAGAAAUGGAUAAGGUCUUUCAUGAUCGCAUGGGAGCUUCUGAUAUCGAGAGAAAGAACCAAAUUCUUGAAGAGUUUAUGGAAGAGCAGAGGCAAUCUGGCCUGAGACAGAACAUUUGA